Molecule: messenger RNA, 955 nt
Organism: Gopherus evgoodei (Goodes thornscrub tortoise)
Lineage: Eukaryota; Metazoa; Chordata; Testudines; Testudinidae
Gene: CARD19
Product: caspase recruitment domain family member 19
Exons: 6
Coding region: 147-698 (183 amino acids)
Biological process (GO): regulation of apoptotic process
Cellular component (GO): mitochondrion
Source: RefSeq, a predicted model, not a curated record
CAGCUGGGGCUCCCUGCAGCCGCCGCCUGCUUGUUGGAGGAGGACGGGCCUGUCAGCGUCCGGAGGGGAGGGACUGGCAGCUGCGGCUGCAAAACAAGGAAGUCUCCACGCACUGCCCCGGCCGGGAUCCCCAAACUGCCGCCAUCAUGCCAGAUCCGUCUUACCGUGAUCGGCUGAGGCAGGACAUGUACUUUCUCACGAGAAAUGGCAGACUGAGCGAGCACCUGGUUGAUAAAAUUAUUCUUCAGCUAAACAGAGUUUAUCCGCAAAUUCUCACCAAUAAAGAAGCAGAAAAGUUCAGAAAUCCAAAGGCAUUGCUUCAUAUUCGGUUGUCAGAUCUUAUAAGCCACCUACAAAAGAAAGGAGACAAACACUGUCAAGAAUUUUACAGGGCUUUACAGAUCAAUGCCGAACAACUGUAUAAUGACUUGCCAAGCAGGAAAAUCCUGAAAACCUCAGCUUCCACAGGGAUAGACACAGACAAGGAGAACUAUUUUCUAACUGACAGGGAUCCCAUGUUCUUCCUUGCUUGCUUUAGUGUUGCUGCAGGAUUAGCAUUGUUCAUGUACUGCUGGAACCCAGAUCCAAAAGUUAUAGGAGGAGCCAAGAAAAUAUUGGGAUUUUCUCCUAUUAUCAUAGGAAGACAUGUUAGAAAUAUUUGUAUGGUAUACAUGGAAGAUACAUCAAGGAAAAAUUAAGGAAAAGCUGCUUCUUCAGUCUUCUGUACUGUGUACCUGCCAAUGGAAAAACAAAUAUAUAUACAGACACUAUAUAUUAUACCAAAGAUGUAGUUAACGGCUUUAGCAGUAAAUGUACUGCUUCAAGGUGCUUUCAAAUGGUCAACUCUAUAUGAACUUAUGGAAAUGGAUCAUUUAUUUUUGUAAAUGCUUCUUUUAAAAUAUUUAUCAUUUGGGUAUGAAGGUUUUUAAUACACACCUUAAAAGGAAUUCCUAAG